AUUUUUCUUGGCACUGUUGCAACACAACUGGACAAAAGAGUCCAGAGUCUGCAAAAGGAAUUCAUGCUGAAGAACCUGAGUAUUCCAAAUGUCCCCAACUGGGGAAAAUACGGAGAAUUACUGUAGAGCAGUGGAACUCUCUGAGUUUUGCACACAAGAUGUCAGUUGGAAACCUACAUGCUCCUGACACUGAAGAACUCAACUAGCAGGUGGUGCAUGACUUAGGAAAUGUGUAGAAAUGACAUCUGGAUAAAGUGUUUGAAUUCUUAGGAAGUAGUUUGGGUUGGGGGAGGUACAGGUUGAUUUUGAUGUAACUUAACUUCCUCUAAGUGGCAACAUUCCUUACCAGUUCUUACCUAAAAGCAGACUCUAGCUUCUCACCUUCCGGACUGAAAUGGGAAGGAAUUUUUACUUCUGAGUGCUUGACUAUUAUCACUGGACAAAAACUAUGGGUUUUUUAGGUAUUGAUCUUGCUUUCAGAAAUAUUUUUUUAGAUGAUGUUUUAACAUGGUUCUGUACAUGCUCAGUGAUACAGAGAGAGGUGGGGAAGAACUAGAUGCACCAGUAUCUGAAGGAUGAUAGACUUUUAGCUACUUUAGUAUCUGUGUUAAACUCUUUACACAAGCUCAGGGUGGUGUUGGUCAUGUAAAGUUCUGAGCUAAUUACAUGCAUUUAGUACCUGAUUGUACUAAACAUAGUAAUAGAAAUAAGUGUUUAACACAGUAAAAGACAACUAAUUUUGGAGUCAGUCUGAUAAGUGAAGAGCUAAGUUGGGAACAAGUUGUGUGACAGGAGCACUUAACUUGCAUUUUCUUACCUGAGAGUAGAUGGGGGACAAAUACCCCUCACUUAGGGUCUUUGUACCUUUACUUCCCUUUUCCAUUUACAGUAGUUUUGGUUGCUUCCCAUUUGACACUUCUUCUUUAGCUAAGGAGAGCUAAAAGAUUAAAACAAGUUCUGCAUUGUUUUUGAAUUGAAAAAAAUGAAGACUUUAAAAUUUAUGCAUGACUUAGUAGGGCAGGACAGAUAGCCCUGUGCUGUUACUGUUGGUGGUGAGAAUGCAAAGAGAAGGAAAAGGUGCCCUGUUGCAAUUAGUAGUUAAUUUCCUGUUACUUGCUGACAAGGCUUGAGUAUUUGCACAAAAAGCAGGCUGUAUCUUUGAAGAAGUUUGAAAAGGAGAUAGGAAGAAGCCUUAAGGUAAACAAACUUCUGUCUCUGGAGAAUAACUUAAUUCCUUAUUUAUUCUUUGAGUACUUAUUGUUCGUCUUGAAUGAUUCAGCAGAAGUGAACGCAUCAGCUUCCUUCAGAAUUACAUGAGAGAAGUUGGCAGGUAUAUAAUAACCCCAAAUCCUGUCUGCUUGUGUGGAGAAUAAUUAUAAAAGAUCUUAGAGUAGAGGACCCAUAACUUUUGAAUUCAAGUUUUCAUUGCAAAAAUGGGUAUUAUUCAGAUUGGAAAUGCCACCUUGUCUAGGCCCUCAGAAAUAUAGUCUUGAGUCAGACACAUCACUAAGCUUUCCUCUAAAACAGUUGCAGUGACAGUCUGUGCAAGUAGACCUUGGCUGGUGUGGGCUGAAGAAGCAGCUUGGGGAAUAUUUGGAGACUUACCAGAUGUUAACUACCUUUAGUUAGAGGCGGGUGAGUCUGCUGGGGCUGUGUAACCUCUGCAAGGAGAGGUGAUCUGCAGAGGCUUUGCUAGGCAGCAUUUCCUGCUUUAUAGGGAAAUGUAACUCAGGUUUCAUCUCUUCAUAGUAAUAAAAAUGUCAGUUGAGUUUCUUUUGAAGCACUGGGAGGGGGUGAGCGGGGGAGGAGAAAUCCAGUAAACUGAACAGAAAGAUUGCAAACGUUCCUAGGCACUGCCAGCUGGCUAUAGAUUUUUCUUGGCUCUUGUUGCAAGCCCUCUUGAACUAUAUGAUAUGCAAAGGCUCAUGAUGGCCCCAAAAGCAAAUUCUUUGAGGGAAAGGAUAACGCUGUCAAAGCUCUAUGGCUUUUACAUCAAUUAAGCUACAAGGAGAGGUGAAUUUUUGUGGCAUAAAAAUACAAGGCUGUGUGUUUGCAAAAGACUUUCUUCUUAGUUUACCUCUAUUUACAGACUCCCUCUUGUGUUUGUGUCAGUUAUACAGUUAGACAACUCCCUCUGUCCCUUGACAAGCAUCCUAAGUGCAUGCCUGCAAUCUGGAAAGUCAGUUUGAUGCCAUCUGGUCAAGUGUUAAUGAGGAUGCUGGAAUGCUGGUGUCAAAUGUUACCAUAACCUAAGCAAACUCCAUGUGAGAUGAUGCUAGACUUUUCCUAACUUUUUGUAUGCUGGCACAGUUGAACUCUGAACAUGUGAUUGAUCACAAGUUUUAUCAGCUGCUCUGGGUCGUGGGGCAUUCUGUACCACGACUGCAGCAGUAAUAUGUGGGUAGUACCAACAUGCAAAGACAGCAAUAUACUGAAGUUCUUUCUUCUAGUAGCUCCAAAUGAAAAGCAAGGGCUUUACAUCUGUUAAUUGCUCAUGAGACUUUCACCUGAUCUUAAAGCUUCAAUUAUUUAUUUAAUAUAAAUCAUUUCACAAUGUCUUCAAAUAUUUUUGCUUCUGAGGAGGACUGAUCCCUGGUGAUUUUUCUUCGAAAAGGUGUAUAGAUGUGUUACAAUUGUAGUGUAACAGAACUUGCUGGAAGUUUUGGGUGGAGUCAGUGACCUGUAAGUGCUCAUUAUGAAGAGAGAUCUGGUUUUCUUGGUGACUCUAAUUAGCCUUGCCUUCCUGUCACUGCUGAGAUCUGGAUAUCCUCAACACAUUGCAGAGGAGUCCUGCUCUGUUCAGAUUCUUGUUCCAGGCCUCAAAGGGGAGGCUGGAGAAAAGGGGGAGAAAGGUGCUCCAGGUCGUCCAGGCAGAGUUGGACCUCCAGGAGAAAAAGGGGAAAUGGGGGACAAAGGACAGAAAGGCAGCAUAGGACGUCAUGGAAAAAUUGGUCCUAUUGGUUCAAAAGGUGAAAAAGGAGAUAAUGGUGACAUAGGACCACCAGGUCCUAAUGGUGACCCAGGCAUCCCUUGUGAGUGCAGUCAGCUAAGGAAGGCUAUUGGUGAAAUGGACAUUCAAGUAGCCCAGCUGACGACAGAACUAAAAUUCAUAAAAAAUGCACUGCCCUCCCCCGCAGCUGUCGCCGGCGUGCGUGAGACAGACAAUAAGAUAUAUCUGCUGGUGAAGGAGGAGAAGAGGUACAAGGAAGCCCAGCUGUACUGCCACGGACGAGGAGGGACGCUGAGCAUGCCCAAGGACGAGACUGCCAACAACCUGAUUGCCUCGUACAUCAACCAAGCUGGGCUCACCCGAGUCUUCAUUGGGAUUAACGACCUGGAGAAGGAGGGGAAUUUCGUCUACUCUGACCGCUCGCCCAUGCAGACCUUCAACAAAUGGCGCAGCGGGGAGCCCAACAACGCUUACGACGAGGAGGACUGUGUGGAGAUGGUGGCGUCUGGCGGCUGGAAUGACGUUGCCUGUCACAUUACCAUGUAUUUCGUGUGCGAAUUUGACAAAGAAAAUGUCUAAGCUGCUCUGCUCUUUCUCUAUUUUAAGAAAAAUGUUUAAGGUGAUACAACAUGGCUACUCCGUGUUUAUAGAGUUCAAGUGAAAUUUUGCAAGUGUGCGGCGUCGGAGUUGUACAGCUGUAAAUACAGUCUAGGUAUUUCAAAUAUCAGAAUUUACCCUUCAGAAGGGAAGAGCAGUAAUAAGGCAUAGCUUGGCUGGCUUUUUCUUUAUUUAGGAAAAUAUAUCUGUUUAGAUAAAAAUGUGCUUUGGGGCUAAAUUUUGCCCUUACAACAGUUAACAAAUGUUAAUAUGACUGUAAGGGAAGGCAGAAUUUGGCCUCUAGUUGUUAGAAUGGUUAGAAUUAGAUUCCUGAUAUUCUUUUAUCUUAGCAAUAUUUGUAGUUAUAAAUGCUAAUAACUUGUAGUGCUACAGGGAUAUUUUUUCAACAAGACAUAUUUUGUAUACUCCAGUUAAUAAGUACAAAUAUUACUGUAGGUUUUUUGAAGGUUAAAACUUUUUUUUUUUAACUGGCCAAAGCAAAUCAAAAGUCAAGAUUCCUACCAGUUUUGUAAUGUUUUUUCAUUAAACUGUUCACAGAUGUAUGACCAAAAAGCAUUUAUGUAAACUGAAUUUUAUUGCUGAGGGAGGAAAAAGUCUAGUGAAAGGUGUCCCUGCCCAUGGCAGGGGGUUGGAACUAAAUAACUUUUAAGGUCUCUUCCAACCCAAAAUAUUCUAUGAUUCCAUGAUUCUAUGCUAUGAAAAUCCUUAUAAUUUAGUACUAAGAGAGCUUCCAUCCAGGUGGUGUUUUGGGGUUGGCUAAAUGUAAAAGUAACAGUUUGAUGUACUGCAUUCCUUAGUUGAAAAGGACUCAGUGCAUGAAGUAUUUUAGACCCUGAAUAAUUCCCUAAAGUAAAUGCUUCAUAUUUAUUUAAGAUAAUCUUGGUGGAUCUUGUCAUCAAACAAGCCAAAAUACCAGCCCUCCACAAUUUAAGUCAUACUUCAUAUAUAUGCAAUUAAGCUUGUGAAAACACAUUAGUGAUCAGUUCCUUUUAGUAAGAAAACAGCUUACAUUUUUACACAGAUUGUUAAAACAAUCCCCUGAAAAGCAGAAGAGUUUCUGAAAUUUUCCUGUGUAUAUAGCCGUAAUAAAUAACCUUGCACAAAUAAUUUAUGUACCAAAUUUACAAUUGCAUGUGAUGGAAAAAGCGAUGUAUAUUAAAAAAAACCAAAAAAACCCCAAAAAACUCCAGCAUAAUUUCACAAAAGAAAUUAUGAAUUUCUUUAAAUCUUCCCAGGAGCCAGUUGCAUGGCACCUCAUCUUACUGUUAGGCAUAGAAAAAUUGAAAAAAAUUUGCAAAAUAUCUGUGUUUCUUUAGGAAUACCUUGCACAGUGUUUUAAGAUGAUUUUUAAGGAUAAAUGAUCCUUGCAUGACAUUCUGUUCAUAUGCAUAUCUGAUCAUUAUGGCAGAUUGGCAUUUAAGAUAUCCACAGCAGAUAUGGCAUGUGGUCCCAGAGAUUUCCUCAUAGCAAGGAAACCAAAUCAUAUCAACUCUGCUGUGCUGCAGCAUGUAAACCAUCAAUGGCCAUACAAUGCUGUUCAUAUCCACAGACACUGACAUUAUUUGAUUUAUAUACCUAAGAGAACAAACUGUUUUGUUUGAUAUAUUUACUCUGUAAAUCUCAUUCCUUUAUAUAUAUAUGUUUGCUAUUAAUUUUGGAGAUCACUAGCAGUACUACAGUAUCCUAUAGUAUUUGAUUAUCAGCCCAGCUCCAGAAAAAUAACUCAAAACGAAUGGGUUCUUUGAUUGCUUUAUUUUCUUUUAAUAAAGAUAGAUAUGAUA
Passer montanus (Eurasian tree sparrow) is the source of this 5349-nucleotide messenger RNA. It is a transcript of the gene COLEC11, whose product is annotated as collectin subfamily member 11. The coding region runs from base 2696 to 3529 and encodes 277 amino acids. NCBI's taxonomy places the organism in Eukaryota, Metazoa, Chordata, Aves, Passeriformes, Passeridae. The transcript is spliced from 7 exons. The record is from RefSeq and is a predicted model, not a curated record.